GUGUUCUAUGCAAAUGAGCCAGCUGUAGGAGAGAAAGAAUCUGCUCGGCAGCGGCGCGACGGGCUGAAGAUGGCGGACGGCGAAGACGGUCUCGGUACUGGGCUUUCGGGCGCCCUCGGAAUGGACGGACCGGUCGCAAAAAGAUCGAAAACUGCACCGGGCACAAACUGCGGAUUCAAAGUUGCUGAAGCAGAACAAUUUAUGUGUGCCUCUGCGGACACAGAGAACUGGGAGGCGGCGGCGGUGGAUUGUGCGCAGCCAGCGGGGAAAGAAGCAAAGCCGGUGAUGGCGGUAGAGCAGGCCCCAGCAGCAGCGCUAGGUGAAGACAACAAUGAACUCUCCGCGUCCUAUGGACCAGCCGUGAAACUGGGAGACAGUGCCAUGCUGGGCACAAACGAGGAGGCUCCGGAUUUUCAUGAACAUGAUGAUUUUGCUUCCAAUGGUUUGGCAGUGACACCAGACCACAUCACAGAGGAAGAUGACAGAUCCUCUCAUGCCAGUUCCAGUGACUGGACCCCUCAGCCCCAAAUAGGAUCAUACAGUUUCAUCCAGCAACACAUCAGAGAGACUGAUCCAAGGACCAUCCUGAGGGACCUGCUGCCUGAGACCGUGCUCCCACCAGAUUUAGAUGAUAUGACAUUGUGGCAGAUUAUCAUAAACAUCUCAGAACCUCCAAAGAGAAAGAAACGGAAGGACCUUAACACACUGGAAGAUGUGGUGAGACUCCUCCAAGAAAGUAAAAGGAUCCUUGUGCUGACGGGUGCUGGGGUGUCUGUUUCCUGUGGAAUACCAGACUUUCGCUCAAGGGAUGGAAUUUAUGCACGGUUAGCUGUAGAUUUUCCGGAUCUUCCAGACCCUCAAGCAAUGUUUGACAUUGAUUACUUCAGACGGGAUCCAAGACCUUUUUUUAAGUUUGCUAAGGAGAUUUAUCCUGGUCAGUUUCAGCCAUCGCCUUGUCAUAACUUCAUAUCUAUGCUUGAUAAACAAGGGAAGCUACUGCGCAAUUACACACAAAACAUUGAUACUUUAGAACAAGUGGCAGGGGUGGAGCGGAUCAUCCAGUGUCACGGCUCAUUUGCAACGGCAUCUUGCCUCAUCUGUAAACACAAAGUGGACUGCGAUACCAUAAGAGAAGAUAUCUUCAACCAGGUUGUUCCUCAUUGUCCAAAGUGUCCAGAUAUCCCACUGGCAAUCAUGAAGCCUGAUAUUGUUUUCUUUGGUGAGAAUCUUCCAGAAAUGUUCCACAGAGCCAUGAAGCAGGACAAAGAUGAAGUGGAUCUUUUGAUUGUCAUUGGUUCUUCUCUUAAAGUCCGUCCUGUUGCCCUCAUCCCAAAUUCUAUUCCUCAUGACGUGCCUCAGGUCUUGAUCAACAGAGAGCAGCUCCCUCACCUCAACUUUGAUGUGGAGUUACUUGGGGACUGCGAUGUCAUUAUCAAUGAGCUCUGUCAUCGUUUGGGUGGAGACUUUGAGCAGCUCUGCUUCAACACUGUAAGACUGACUGAGAUCACAGAGAAACCCCCACGGUUUCCAGAACAGUUACCCAGCGAGGUCUUGCCUGCUUCCAGCGACACAGUUCAGGAGGAGCAGGAGCAGAACAGUACACACUCAGUAGUUAAGCCCUCAGAAGACACAGAAAAUCUACAUGUCACAGAGACUGCUGGUAAUAAUCUCUUACCUCCAGUUGAUUUGCCUGCGGAAGGCGUGGAAAAGGAGGAGGCUGCUGAAAUAAGGAAUCCAACUUCCAACCUGGAAUUUCGCAGACGGUUUUGGAUAAGUCGAAUCAACAGAAGUCCAAUUAGCAAACGCCUUGAUGCAGGCCAGUACCUGUUUCAAGCACCCAAUCACUACAUCUUCCAUGGGGCUGAGGUUUACUCCGACUCUGAAGACGAGACAUCCAGCUCUUGUGGCAGUGACAGCGAGGAGUCGGAAUGCAGCGGAAGCGGGUUGGAAGACAACAGUGAACCCGAGGAUGCAGACACACGUCCAGUGGAUGAAGAAACUCAUCCAAGAGACACAAUUCAACAUACUGUAGCCACAGCGGACGCAUCCAGUGUACAAAUAGACAAUACUUUUGAAAAAAUUCAGAACACCACACACCUUUAAUUCUAAAAUCCAUUACCAACAAAGCACUAAUUGUCUUUAUAUAUUUAUAUACAUAUAUAUAUAUAUAUACACAUAUAAGUGUGUGUAUAUAUGUAUAUGUUUUAUAUAUAUAUAUACACAUAUAGUAUGUGUAUAUAUGUGUCUCUUCGAUUUUUGUCUUUUACCUUACCCCAUUAUUUUCAUAAAGUUUUCAUAAACUGCUUAUGUAAUAGGAUGCAGUAGUCGCUGGUUCUUGUUCUAUUCGGCUUUUCUUUGAUUUCGACAUAUUUUCUUUACAUCUGCAGAUUUAUGUCAAAAAAUGUAAGUGCAGAAUAUGACUAAUUCAACAGCAGACCAAGCCUCAGUUGCAAGCUUAUUGGUCUCAAUCCAUAGGCUGUUUGUCAAAUGCAUUUUAUUGUGUUACCACGUUACCAUUGAGGAAAUGUGUAAAUAUGUAAACCUACUGCCUGCUAUGUGGUGGUUACUAUGAGUUUCAGACAUACAGAAAUCUAAAGGUUUAUUUGAAGACAUAGUCUAAUUGCAAUAUAAGACGUUUGGCUUUGCUCUCGUUCACUACGGCGACAGCUGGACCAAAGGAACAGUACUCUUUAUGUUUAGACCAAAGAACACAACUCGCUCCUAUUUCACAGAAGCUUUGUACCUUGUUUACCUUGCCAUUUAAAAAAACGACUAUUGACAUGAUGUUCCUUCGGACAUGUGGCAGCUACUUUUUACGGUCAAGCCUCUAAUUUUUAUACUCUGAUAUGAGACAAUACUCAUCAAAGAGUAGAUGACUCUCUGUACAAAGUUAUACUAAGUCAUAAUGUAUGCCUUAGGAAUAUAUUCGAUGAGUUCACCUUGAAGUGCAGCACUUUUUUUUCUGUGGUCUGGGUUUUUCUGUUUUGUUUUUUUGCUAAAGAAAAAAGUUGAUUAUACAGAAAAGUCUGCUGCCUGUUAAGAUUAAAGCUGUUGCUAGAGCAUAGGCUACAUUUGAGCAUAUAUGUUCAGAAAGAAAUCUACAACAGUGGAAUUCACAUGCCAUUUUAGAGGACAUGUUUUGUUUACGGUAUAAAAGAAAAAAAUGUUUUUACAUUGUUGUAGUUGUUACUACUUCUGGGGUUUUCAGUAAAUCAAGAAUGAAAUGCACUGAACACUCAUUCUUGUUAUUUCACAUC
Messenger RNA from Cynoglossus semilaevis (tongue sole), 3257 nucleotides. RefSeq names its product sirtuin 1 (gene sirt1). Lineage: Eukaryota; Metazoa; Chordata; Actinopteri; Pleuronectiformes; Cynoglossidae. The transcript is spliced from 10 exons. Gene Ontology annotation, cellular component: nuclear inner membrane; nucleoplasm; rDNA heterochromatin. The coding region runs from base 70 to 2103 and encodes 677 amino acids. Gene Ontology annotation, molecular function: p53 binding; histone deacetylase activity, NAD-dependent; transcription corepressor activity. Gene Ontology annotation, biological process: negative regulation of DNA-templated transcription. The record is from RefSeq and is a predicted model, not a curated record.